CGACAUUCGUACGAACGUAAUAUUCAUUUAUUUCGUGAUUAUUGAUUAUCUCCAAACGACGUUUUGGUUAUUACUUAUCGUUGUAUUUUAAAAUGUUGUAGUCGACGAUAUCGUACUGUUAUUUAACUACUACGAGUACUAGUACUAGGAAGACGACUAUAAUAAGUUCCCUCGAUAGCUACUCUUCCACCACCGCCCCCGAAGAACGAAAUCAUUGUAAAUCGUUUUUAUUCGUUUUUUUUUUUUUCACUCAAACCGUAAUCGCCGUCGCCUAGGAUACGGUUAGCUGCGUACGUAAACAAUUUGUUUAUACGACCACUGCACAAACAAUAUCGUCUGCCGAUCAGUUGUAGUGCGAAUGUGUGAUAUUGAUAAUCAGAGCCACCGGCUGCGCUGCUCCGUCCCAGUCGCUCGUCAUCGAUCCAGUGGUCGUUUAUAUCGAUAAAAAAAAAAAAGUCACUUGCGUCUCGACACCGAUUUAGGUAAUUGAAAGUCGAUUCGAUCGCCGUGCCCACACGAUAUCCGUUGGCGUUCUCCAUCGAUUUGACGACCGACAGCUACGAACCGCCGCCGCUCCGGCUUUAGACUGUUGUUGUUAUUGUUGGAAGCACAUAAGUCAGUGUAAGUAUGCCGUCUACAAACCGAAAAAAGUCUGGAGGCAACAAAUUUGAGUUUAGUGAAAAACAGAUGGCUGAUAUAAAAGAAGCUUUUGAACUGUUUAAUACAGAUGGAUCUGGGUCAAUCGAAACCAAAGAGUUAAAGGUAGCCAUGAGAGCUUUGGGAUUUGAACCAAAAAAAGAAGAAAUCAAACGCAUGUUGCUUAACUUAAAUAAACAGCAUACAGGUGUCAUAACGUAUGAUGAUUUUGUUACUUUAAUGUCAAUGAAGAUGGCAGAUAAAGAUUCAAGAGAAGAAAUUAUUAAAGCAUUUAAACUAUUUGAUGAUAAUUGUACAGGAAAAAUAACGUUUUCCAAUUUAAAACGUAUUGCCCAAGAAUUAGGCGAGAAUAUUGCUGACGAAGAACUCCAGGAAAUGAUAGAUGAAGCAGAUAAAGAUGGUGAUGGUGAAGUCAGUCAAGAAGAAUUUCUUCAAAUUAUGAAGAAAACCAAUUUAUAUUAAAUGCAUAUUACAACCCUAUUCUAUCAAAAAACUUAUUAUUUAUUUGUGUGUACAC
Molecule: messenger RNA, 1174 nt
Organism: Aphis gossypii (cotton aphid)
Lineage: Eukaryota; Metazoa; Arthropoda; Insecta; Hemiptera; Aphididae
Exons: 5
Coding region: 628-1119 (163 amino acids)
Biological process (GO): centriole replication; mitotic cell cycle
Cellular component (GO): centrosome; centriole
Molecular function (GO): calcium ion binding
Source: RefSeq, a predicted model, not a curated record